This is a messenger RNA of Cucumis sativus (cucumber), 866 nucleotides long. Its product is annotated as photosystem II core complex proteins psbY, chloroplastic. Lineage: Eukaryota; Viridiplantae; Streptophyta; Magnoliopsida; Cucurbitales; Cucurbitaceae. The transcript has a single exon. Gene Ontology annotation, biological process: cell redox homeostasis; photosynthesis. Gene Ontology annotation, cellular component: chloroplast thylakoid; membrane; photosystem II. Gene Ontology annotation, molecular function: manganese ion binding. The coding region runs from base 6 to 767 and encodes 253 amino acids. The record is from RefSeq and is a predicted model, not a curated record.
UUUCCAUGACUUGGCUUUACCUGUGUCUUUCAUCUCCUCAUCUCAUCACUCCUAACAUUGUUUUGCCAAAACCCAACCUUUUCUACUUCAUUCUGCAUCUCUCCUCUACCUGCCAAAGCCCAGAGCUUAGUUCAACCGUAACAAGCAAGUCAACUUCAAUGGCAGCAACCAUGGCUACAAUGGCGGUGCUCAGUGUCAAGUGCACAAGCAUCAACUCCACCAAAACCCACAACACCCAAAAGAUAAUCCCCAAACCUAUCUCCCUUCUCUCUCUCCAAAACCUUCCAAAAGGCCUAAUCUCAUCAAAAUCUAAUCAAAAUUCCAACUUAUCAACCUUCCUCUCCAGCACCGCCAUCGCCGGAGCUGUCUUUGCAACCUUGGGAUCAUCGGAUCCUGCAUUUGCAGCCCAACAAAUUGCAGAGAUAGCAGCAGACGGUGACAACCGUGGUUUAGCCCUUCUGCUACCUCUUAUUCCGGCCGUAGCAUGGGUUCUGUUCAACAUAUUACAGCCAGCACUCAACCAGAUCAACAGAAUGCGCAGUGACAAGGGUGUGAUAAUUGGGUUAGGAUUAGGUGGAUUGACUGCAUCAGGGUUUAUGUACGCACCUGAUGCUUCGGCCAGCGAGAUUGCCAUGAUUGCCGAUGCUUCUUCAAGUGAUAGCAGGGGCCAGCUUCUUCUGUUUGUCGUAGCACCCGCCAUUCUCUGGGUGUUGUACAACAUUCUACAGCCGGCUUUGAAUCAGCUCAACAGGAUGAGGUCCGAGUGAUUCCAAUUUUUUGAGAAAUGUGAUAGCAAACAAAUCACCUGUAAUUGCAGAUUAUGUCAAUGAAUCUAUUUUUAAUAGCAAUUAUUAUUUCUUCUGUCA